Messenger RNA from Exophiala oligosperma, 1737 nucleotides. RefSeq lists its product as uncharacterized. NCBI's taxonomy places the organism in Eukaryota, Fungi, Ascomycota, Eurotiomycetes, Chaetothyriales, Herpotrichiellaceae. The transcript has a single exon. The coding region runs from base 744 to 1394 and encodes 216 amino acids. The record is from RefSeq and is a predicted model, not a curated record.
CAAUCAUUCCCCUUUUCCUCGUCCCAAUAAUCAUCCUUCUCACCUCGCAUGGCUGGAUCUGUACGACGGCUCAUCCUUCUUACGGCAACUUCCUCAAGCCCCGCCCCGCCCAUGACAUUGACAUGGCGUUCGCACUCCCACCGCUUCGAGGGACUUUCUGCCCCUUGCCCACAUGCUCGACUGACCAGCCAGUGACACGUGCUGUUAUGUUCGCUAGCCCAGACGUUAGCAGCCCCCAUCAGGCCGGAACAUCGCUGAGAUGGCGUGUCGAUUGCUGGCUGGUCUCUUGAGCUCGCUUCUGUCUUGGGAGACCCCUGGGCUGGGCACUCGUGUCUGCACCUGGGUGCAUCAAAAUCCCUGGUGCUGUCCCCAGAUGGCCUUCAGCCGCAAAUCCAAUACUCUUCGUGCAAUAGACUUCAACCCCCUUGCACCCCAUCAGCUGCUUCCAGCAGUUCCUGGACCCACCUCCCAUUGUCGUGGCUGACUGGGAUCGAGCAGUGGUGGUGUCCCUUGCCUCACGGACUACUGAACCAACCAUCUACACCCGGGGUCACGGGCCAGACGAGUCGCUCGUGUUUUUCUCCUCCAAGCAGGAACAACAUGAAGCAAGAUGUGUUACAUAUCCAGCCUUUCCCAGCUUUGUCUACCUUUCUGUCUUCCUCCAUCCUCUGACCACCAUUUGCCCAUUGACGACAGACAAGUCAUCCUGUCACUCAUUCCUACGAACAGAUCCUUGACCCAAGAUGUCGUCGACAAGAAAUCUGAUGAGUCCUCUGCGGUCUCAUGACCCUUUGUCGUUCGCUUCCAAGACAGAACAAAAACCAGAUGUGUCUCGAAUGCCCGCUUCAAGACUCAACUUCGUUGCGUCCUGGAAACUCAACUCAGAGGCCGCUCGUGGGGAGCCGAGACUACGAAACCUGCUUGGCCAUCUCUCGAUCUAUGAAGAGACACGGACGAUAAUCCGACCAGAAAAGGUUCCGGCUGAAGAUGCCGAUCCAAGCGAGCUUUCUGCCUACAUUCAACAACACGCACCGUCCUUCCAGGAUUUUCAGACCGCCAUCUCUCUUCAACUAGCAGCGCUGGCCGAAAUACAAGCCGUGACCUCGGUGUCCGUGAAAGAAUACGGCAGUGACAGCGAGGAGGAAGGAGACGACGAUGAUGAGGAGGAGGACGACUACGAUAGCCACCAUGAGAACUUUAGCGAUAUCGACACGGCAGCCGAGAGCGAUGACAGCUAUACGGACGACGAUAUAUCAGAUCGCCAGUGGUCUCCAUGUAGUAGUCCCACGUCGAGUUUGGGCGAUUUGGAAGAUGAGGAGGAAGACGAAGCCGGACUCUGGGCGGUCCGACCACUUGCACCAAUCAUCAAGGGUCUCUCCAAGAUCUCAUGCUAGUACAACUCCAGCUGCGAUACUCGUGCUGCUUGGCUACCUCUCAGCUUCGUAUCGAGACCUUGGCUACCUCGCUGCCCUCUUUUGCGGUUUUGAUUCCUUGGCAAGGCGUCCUUCGAAGCUAAUGCCGCAGGAGGUCAACGGUAUCAGUACCGGAAAGAAUGAAGGUCGGUUUUUGGACGAAAAAAAGGAAUUGCAUGGUGUUACGGAACGGUUUUUGCGGAGAAAAUAUUGUUUGAUAGUGAUACCCAAUUUUCAAUAUGUACUGUCGGAAGAGAAACCUGCGACCAGGAUAUUUACCAAUCAUGAAAUCCUUGUUUGGGGAGUUCUCCCUGUGUCAAAAAAA